AUUCAAGAGCUCAAUAGAUGGUGCUUAGAUGGGAUCAUAGAGAAUAUUGUUGAGAGAAGGAGAGGGGAACGAAAUGGAAGAGCCAUUGCUAUGUAGAAGGAAUUUAGAGGAAGAAAAAAGGAAGAUAACAUGGAGCGGAUUCGCAGAGGAGUUAAAGGCGGUGAGCUACAUGGCGGUACCGAUGGUGGCGGUAUCGGUGUCGCAUUACUGUUUGCAGGUCAUAACGAUGAUAAUGGUCGGUCACCUUGGGGAGCUACCACUUUCUGGUUGUGCCUUGGGUGUCUCCUUCGCCAACGUCACCGGCUUCAGCUUUAUUUUUGGAAUCGCCGGUGCACUGGAGACUCUAUGUGGGCAAGCUUAUGGAGCUCAACAAUAUCAAAAGCUCGGAUCUUACACCUACUGUUCAAUACUUUCCCUCUAUCCCAUUUGUAUCCCGAUAUGUUUUUCUUGGAUAUUCAUGGACAAACUGUUAGUAUCACUGGGUCAAAAUCCUGAAAUCUCAGUGGAAGCUGGCAGGUAUGCAAUCUGGCUCAUACCUGCACUGCUUGCAUACCCGAUUCUCCAGUCAUUGAUUCGAUAUCUUCAGUGUCAAAGCUUGGUUCUUCCCAUGUUCUUGAGCUCAUCUGCAGCUGUACUUCUCCAUACAUGUCUUUGUUGGAUUCUAACGUACAAAACAAGCAUGGGAAUAGCUGGAGGGGCUUUAUCAACCGGUUUAGCUCUCUGGUUUAAUGUAACAUUGCUUGUUAUUUACAUGAGGUACUCUUCAGCAUGUGAGAAGUCUCGUGCUUUCGUCUUCAAGGACGUUCUCUCAUGCGUCAAAGAGAUCUUUAGCUAUGGAGUCCCUUCUGCAGCAAUGAUUUGCCUUGAAUGGUGGUCAUUUGAGCUGCUUAUACUGUUAUCUGGACUUCUACCGGAUUCAAUGCUUGAAACUUCGGUUCUUUCAAUAUGCAUGACAAUCACCACAUUACACUUCUUUGUACCGUAUGGGAUAAGCGCUGCUGCAAGCACAAGGGUUUCGAAUGAAUUAGGAGCCGGAAAUCCAGAAGCAGCUCGAUUGUCUGUAAUUGUUGCAACAGUAAUUGGAUUAAUCGAGCCAAUCAUGGUGGUCACCGUCUUCCUUUCAUGGCGCCAUGUCUUUGGAUACAUCUUUAGCAAUGAAGUGGAAGUCGUCAAUUAUAUUGCACAAAUUAUUCCUCUGCUUUGCAUUUCUGUUUUCAUGGACAGCUUACAAGCUGUAUUAUCUGGCGUGGCAAGAGGAACUGGGUGGCAGCAUAUUGGUGCCUAUGUAAAUCUGGGAGCAUAUUACCUAGUGGGAAUUCCAGUAGCAGCUUGUCUGUGUUUUGUUGCAAAGUGGAGAGGGAAGGGGCUUUGGACCGGGAUCGUGUCCGGUACUACUGUUCAGGCAUUGGUGCUUGCGAUCGUCACUGCCUCUAUUAAUUGGCAGAAACAGGCAAACAAUGCGAGGGAAAGAAUACAGGAGAAACCAGUCAGAGCAAAUAAUGGAGCAGCUUAAAGGAGCUUAAGAACAAGGCAAACUGCCGCUCUAAAUUAGACUUCGUCUUUGGUUUGUAGUGUUUGCAUUUUCUUAAAUGUACAUUCUUGAUUUUGCAUGGUUUGCAUCAUUUUGAUAUAUAAUAUUAGUGA
Hibiscus syriacus is the source of this 1644-nucleotide messenger RNA. RefSeq names its product protein DETOXIFICATION 2-like. The coding region runs from base 74 to 1513 and encodes 479 amino acids. The record is from RefSeq and is a predicted model, not a curated record. Gene Ontology annotation, cellular component: membrane. Lineage: Eukaryota; Viridiplantae; Streptophyta; Magnoliopsida; Malvales; Malvaceae. The transcript is spliced from 7 exons. Gene Ontology annotation, biological process: xenobiotic detoxification by transmembrane export across the plasma membrane. Gene Ontology annotation, molecular function: antiporter activity; xenobiotic transmembrane transporter activity.